UUCUUAAUUCAUUUCCGCGUUGCAAGAAAGAAUGUGUAAAUCUGUUGAGCCACAUUUCGAUACACCAAGAAGUCCAUAAAUAAACCACCUAGAGACAGAACUAUUUUACAACAUACCCCUACGUCAUCCUAUGUACAGAUCUAUAGACCAAUACAUACACAAUUUAAAACAGUACAAGACAUCAGCAUAACAUCAAAAAGAUGAAGAUCAAUAGACGUACAGCUAUCACCCUGGGCAGCCUGUCAUGUUUUGUUAUUAUUGGUGGAAUACUUUAUGCUGUUCUGGUUGCUGUGGUAACCCAGAAAGUGUCUGGUAAAGAUGAUGAUUCCACACUUCUAGACUUUAUUCCAUUUUGGACUUUUGGCUUUGCGUACAUAAUCCCUGGAAUUCUCGGCUUCAUAGCUGCAUUCGUCCAGAAGAAAUGGCUGUAUGUGUUGGUGUUGAUUAUCAGUAUCAUAUUACUGAUGGGUAUGGUAGGAUUGAUAAAUCUCUUCUCGUUUUCGUUUUUCGUGGGAAUGAUGUCCUAUAAAGAUUUCUCAUAUUGCUCCACUAUAAACGACCAGUGUGUUUGCAGGCAAGUACAUAUUUGUAUAGCCCAGUUAUAA
Messenger RNA from Physella acuta, 605 nucleotides. RefSeq lists its product as uncharacterized. The record is from RefSeq and is a predicted model, not a curated record. Lineage: Eukaryota; Metazoa; Mollusca; Gastropoda; Physidae.